Molecule: messenger RNA, 7867 nt
Organism: Anoplopoma fimbria (sablefish)
Lineage: Eukaryota; Metazoa; Chordata; Actinopteri; Perciformes; Anoplopomatidae
Gene: scrib
Product: scribble planar cell polarity protein
Biological process (GO): neurotransmitter receptor transport, endosome to postsynaptic membrane; neurotransmitter receptor transport postsynaptic membrane to endosome
Cellular component (GO): postsynaptic density; postsynaptic membrane; adherens junction
Molecular function (GO): protein binding
Source: RefSeq, a predicted model, not a curated record
UCUCCCCCUCUACACGACCAGCAGACCGGCCUCUGCUCAUCGAGGGGAGGGAUGCGCGGCGGCUGUUCCGCUCUCUCUACGUCACCGGGCAGUUUAUUCAACGGCUUUUUUUUUUUUCCUUUUUUUCGAAUGUCGCCGAUUCGAACGUUCGGACGGUUGAGAAGGCCGUUACACCGACCGUUGGUUAGCAACCAGCUAGCCAGCUAGCUAGCUAGCUAGCUCGGGGUUAAUCUCCGCGAGUCCGCUUUUGUUGUUCUCCGUAGCAACGAGGAGUCACGUGGAGGAGGGAGGAAGGAGCGCGAGACGUGAGGAAACGCUUGUUUAUGUUAAUUCUGAUUCCGGGGUGGAUGACGUCAGCAGCACCGGACCACGCUAACAGGUCGGUGUGUGUGCGUGUGUCUGAGGUUGUUGUCUUCUUGUGUGUCUCCUCUCUCCUCCUCCUCCUCCUCCUCCUCCCGCAGACCUUCACGCCUCUAUGCGGGGCUCCCGGUAGCCGCGGUCAUGCUGAAGUGUAUCCCGCUGUGGCGGUGCAACCGACACGUCGAGUCGGUGGAUAAGCGACACUGUAACCUGCAGACGGUCCCCGACGAGGUGUUCCGCUACAGCCGCAGCCUGGAGGAGCUGCUGCUGGACAACAACCAGCUGAAGGAGCUGCCCAAGCCUUUCUUCAGACUACUGAACCUACGGAAGCUCGGCCUCAGUGACAAUGAGAUCCAGAGACUCCCUCCUGAGGUGGCCAACUUCAUGCAGCUGGUGGAGCUGGACAUCUCCAGAAAUGACAUUUCUGAGAUCCCCGAGAGCAUUAAGUUUUGCAGGGCCCUGGAGAUCGCUGACUUCAGUGGAAACCCCUUGUCCAGAUUGCCGGAUGGUUUCACUCAACUCCGAGCGCUGGCUCACUUGGCACUCAACGACGUGUCACUGCAGACUUUGCCCAACGACAUUGGAAACCUGGCCAACCUGGUGACGUUGGAGCUCAGGGAGAACCUGCUGAAGUCUCUGCCAGCGUCGCUCUCUUUCCUGGUGAAACUGGAACAGCUGGACCUGGGCAGCAAUGAACUGGAAGUUUUGCCGGACACCCUCGGUGCUCUCCCCAACCUGAGGGAGCUAUGGCUGGACCGUAACCAGUUGUCCUCAUUACCACCAGAGCUGGGGAACCUCCGGAGACUGGUGUGUCUGGAUGUGUCUGAGAAUCGUCUGGAGGAGCUUCCCUCAGAGCUUAACGGCCUCCUGGCUCUCACCGACCUGCUGCUCACACAGAACCUGCUGGAUGUCGUCCCAGACAGCAUAGGCUGUCUGAAACAGCUGUCCAUCUUGAAGGUGGACCAGAAUAGACUGACUAACCUGACUGAUUCAAUAGGCGAGUGUGAAAACCUCACAGAACUCGUCUUGACAGAGAACCUUUUACAGUCACUUCCUCGCUCGCUGGGCAAGCUGAAGAAGCUGACCAACCUGAAUGUAGACCGCAACCGUUUGGGCGGCGUGCCCAAAGAGCUGGGCGGCUGUGCCAGCCUCAACGUUCUCUCGCUGAGAGACAAUCACCUGGCCAAACUGCCUGCUGAGCUUGCAGAUGCCACCGAGCUGCAUGUGCUGGAUGUAGCCGGAAACAGAUUACAAAACCUGCCUUUUGCCCUCACAAACCUCAACCUGAAGGCCAUGUGGCUCGCAGAGAACCAGUCACAGCCGAUGCUCAAGUUCCAGACGGAGGAUGAUGAGCAAACAGGAGAGAAGGUGCUGACCUGCUAUUUACUCCCCCAGCAGCCUUCGCCAAGUCUAGAGAACUUGCUGCAGAACAGUGUGGAUGACAGCUGGACGGACAGCAACCUGAACCGAGUGUCAGUCAUUCAGUUCCAGGAAGAGACCAAGGCUGAGGAUGAAGAUGAUGAGGCCGCUGCAGAACGCAGAGGCCUUCAGCGCAGAGCCACACCACACCCUAGUGAGCUGAAGGUCAUGAAGAAAGUGAUUGAGGAGAGGAGGAAUGAAGCUUACACGUCCAGAGCUGAAGGAGAGGAAGAGUCCCCCGAUCAACAGGUACAUCGGCUCAGUGACCUCUCCAAUCAGAGCCACGACUCCCAGGUGUCCAAUAGCACGCUGUCGGCCACUUCCCAUGAGGACAGACUAAACAGGACUGCAGCCUCGCAGAGGGAGGACCUAGUAGACGGCCACUACCAUCAGGAUGAGUACGAGCUGGAUGAGAUGGAGGUGGAAUACAUUGAGCCGUCUGUGCACUUUGCAGAGGAGCCCAUCAUCCGCGGUUUGGAAGAGGACGACGGGGAGGACGGUGAGAGGAGUGAAGAGGAAGAGAGGCCGCCUAUUUCCGCAGAGAAGCAGCGUCUGAUCAGAAAGGACACGCCGCACUACAAGAAGCACUUCAAGAUCAACAAGCUGCCCAAACCCGAGGCGGUGGCUGCUCUGCUGCAGGGCUUCAGUCCUGACAGCCUCAACUCUCCGACACAGGCUGCUGAGGACGAGCAGGACGAGGAGGAAGAGCAAAGUUUAUGCAUCCUUCAGCAUCAUAACAGAAUGGAGGAGCUCGAAGACAGCCGGCUGCAGGUCAACUCCAGUCAAGUAAAGGGGGUGUCAUUUGAUCAAGUCAAUAAUCUGCUGAUUGAACCUGCUCGAAUUGAGGAGGAAGAGCACAACCUGACCAUCAUGCGACAAACUGGCGGCCUGGGAAUCAGCAUUGCUGGAGGGAAAGGAUCCACACCGUACAAGGGGGAUGAUGAGGGAAUCUUCAUCUCCAGAGUAUCUGAAGAGGGUCCUGCAGCCAGAGCGGGUGUUAAAGUGGGAGACAAACUCCUAGAGGUGAAUGGAGUGGACCUCCACGAAGCAGAGCAUCACACGGCGGUUGAAGCUCUCCGCAGCUCCGGUGCUACAGUAUCCAUGUCCGUGCUGCGGGAGCGAAUGGUGGAGCCAGAGAACGCCAUCACGACCACGCCGCUGAGGCCGGAGGACGACUACUUCCCACGGGAGAGACGGUGCAGCGGCAUCGCCUUCAACAUGGAGGCGACUCCCAGCGUGCCUCACCAGCGGUUCUCCACCUGCCUGAUCCGAAACGACAAGGGGCUCGGAUUCAGCAUCGCCGGGGGAAAGGGCUCCACGCCCUUCCGCACGGCAGACACGGCGAUCUACAUCUCUCGGAUUGCAGAAGGGGGAGCAGCACACAGAGACAGCACACUGCAUGUCGGCGACAGGGUGAUCUCUAUCAAUGGUGUAGACAUGACAGAGGCCAGGCAUGACCAGGCAGUAGCGCUCCUUACCGGCACCUCCCCCACCAUCUCCCUCCUGGUGGAGCGAGACCCGAACGCACCAGGGGGCUCUCCGGGUCAGUCCCGGGCACGAGCCCACUCCCCUCCUCCCCCAGAGCCCUCAGAUUCACCGGACCAGGAGGAGGACGGCCUCAACCUUCAUGGGAACAACCUGAGUCGGAUGGAGGACGAGUAUCCCAUCGAGGAAGUAACCCUGCUGAAGUCAGGUGGCCCUCUAGGCCUGAGCAUCGUGGGAGGCAGUGACCACGCCAGUCACCCGUUCGGCAUCAAUGAACCCGGGGUGUUCAUCUCAAAGGUGAUUCCUCACGGUCUGGCGUGUGAAAGUGGACUUCGUGUCGGGGACAGAAUUUUAGAAGUGAACGCCAUCGACCUGCGUCACGCCACCCACCAGGAAGCUGUGCGAGCGCUGCUGGCCAACAAGCAGGAGAUCCGUAUGUUAGUGCGGCGGGACCCUUCACCGCCUGGGAUGCAGGAAAUUGUGAUCCAGAAGCAGCCGGGGGAGAAGCUUGGCAUUAGUAUUCGUGGAGGGGCCAAAGGUCAUGCAGGAAACCCCUUUGACCCCACAGAUGAGGGCAUCUUCAUCUCUAAGGUGAGUUCGAGCGGUGCAGCAGCAAGAGACAGCCGACUGCAGGUUGGCAUGCGUAUCCUGGAGGUGAACAACCACAGCCUGCUGGGGAUGACGCACACAGAGGCAGUGCGGGUGCUUCGAGCCGUGGGAGACUCUCUGGUCAUGUUGAUGUGUGACGGCUUCGACCCACAGAAAGUGGCCGCUGUAGAGGCGUCUCCCGGCAUCAUUGCCAACCCAUUUGCUUCAGGCAUCGUGCGUAAGAACAGUAUGGAAAGCAUCUCUUCUAUAGACCGAGACCUGAGCCCAGAGGAGAUGGAAAUCAUGCAGAAGGAGUCUGAGAUGGUGAGAGAGACGUCGCAGUGGGAACGAGAAGAGAUGGAGAAAGUGGAGCGUAUGCGUUUGGAGCGUGAGGAGGCAACUCGCCUGCUAGAAGAGGAGACUGAGAACAUUGGAACUGGACCUCUAAAACUUGACUAUAAAACCCUGGCGGCUCUGCCCACCACCAGUCUGCAGAAGCUCAACAGGGCACCUCCUUCUGAUUUCACGAGGACUGAGAGUCCGAUCAGAGAGGCCCCCUACUCCCCCACCAUCCAACCGGCUAACCUUCAUUACACUUCCACUCCUACUGCCAACAAUGACCACACUUCAUCAUCAACUCGACCGGGUGCCAUCCAACCAGUCGGGCGCGUGCGGCAGAGCCUCCCCGCCACUCCGGAAGGCCACAGUCCUAACCCCUUCCAGCAUGGCCCCUCCCCCUUCGACUCCCAGACCUCUGACCUGUAUGGUGUGAGGAACAAUAAUUUCAGCCCGAAGCAGCCUUCUCCAGAGCCUGAGUUGAACAACGAGGUGUUUGACGAUGACAUAGACGGUCAGUGGGGAGCCGGUAAGGGUCUGACCAGCAAGGUCUCCCCCCUGCCCCCCCUCUCACCUGACCGUCAGGAUUACGUGAACCUGGCAGCAGUGCCUCGCCUCUCCAGGCCCUCCUGGGACCUGCAGACUCCCUCUCCUGGUGGAAAGAGCAGCCCAGAGCAGCGCUCCUUCAGGGACCGACAGAAGUACUUUGAGAUCGACGUGAAGCAGCAGACGCCGGAGAAACCCAAACCUCGAGUGUCUCUUGUUGGAGAAGACGACCUCAAGAAAAUGAGGGAAGAAGAAGAGAGGAAGUUUGAGCAGCGAGCGCGGGAGUACCUGCUGGAUGAGGACGAGGAGGACGAUGAAGAGGACAUGGCUAAGCAGGUGGCACAGAUGAAGGCAACUGGUAAAGUGUUACUGGACGGAGUGGAGUACAACGUAGAGCCAAUAUCCUCCCCGUCGCCGCACUGCGCCACGCCACCGAGCUACAACGUCACGCCACCGAGCUACAACGUCACGCCACCGAGCUACUGCGGCAGCUCAGGGCCGUCCUCUGUUGACGGAAAGGGAGAGUCCCAGAGGAAUUCACUGGAGGACAGCUUCAGGCUGGAGCAGAGGCCCAACUCCAUGACCGGUCUGAUCCCAUCGUACACCGGGGACUCGGCGGCUCCCAUCCGCACGGCCAAAGCAGAGCGCCGGCAUCAAGAGAGACUCCGUAUGCAGAGCCCCGAGCUGGCUGUGUCCCCCGACAAGGACCUGUCCCCCGCUGAGAAACGAGCUCUGGAGGCCGAGAAGAGAGCCAUGUGGAGGGCAGCACGAAUGAAGUCUCUCGAGCAAGACGCACUGAAAGCACAGAUGGUCAUCGCCAAGUCUCGUGACGGAAAGAAGCGCGGCACAAUGGACCAGCUGACGGAGUCGCCGUCGCCCGCCCCCACACCCUCUCCCACGCCUAUGGAAGAGCUCAGUCCUCGAGGAGUAACCUCUCCAGGACGGCUGUCCCUGUCGUCAAAGAAGUUUGACUACCGACAGUUUGCUGCCAUUCCUUCUUCCAAACCCGUAUACGACAUCCAGACCCCUGAGGCAGUUGAGGACCUGCAGUUCAUUGACGACGGCUCCAGCAACCCAGUGCCCGCUGCAAGCCCCGAGGUCGAGGUGUCCACCCAACUGCCUGCCACCUCAGCUCUGGAGGAGAUGGCCCUGUACAGCAACAAGCGCAAACUGAGGCAGGGCCGCCGCAGCCUGGAGACCGCCGUGCCCACGUAACACCUCACACCGAGAGGAGAACGCUGAAGACAAAGUGCGAACACACACACAACCCCCAUUAAGAUUCACCGUGGGACACAACGGUGCAUCCACAGGAGGUGCAGAGUCACAUAACACUACACACAGUGUCAGUAGAGUCCCGUAUAUAAACCACUGCAGAGACUACGGCGCUGAUAGUCACCACAUACACACUCACUUAUAUCCUGCGUGCCAGUCUUGCCUAUACAGUCUGUGGAUAAAGAGCAGCGUGGCAAGAACGAGCUAGCGUGGUUAGCUAGGAUUGCUACUUACAGACCUCUUAAAGAUCUUUUUUUUUUGUUGCUGUACACUCAGUUUAUCAAGUAGAAGCUGAUCUAUUUUUUAAGAAAAAAAAGGAGGUGACCGAAGUUUUUAGUUUGUUUUUUCGCACCGCCAAUGAUUUUGAUGUUUAAAAAAGAAAAAAAAACACACAUACUGGAAGAGAAAAGAAAUGGAUCAUAGCUAUACUAACUUCUUGAAUGAUAUUUUUAGGCUUUCAGUGAAUAGAUGUCAGGGGUUUAUUGAGACUUGGGCGGACAGGAGUGUAUAUAUUAAUUGAGGAGGGAACAUCCUGCUACCUUCACACUCACAAAAUGUGGAGAGCUUUUUAAAAACAACCAAUAGGACAUAUCUUUUUUUGCACUGUGUUUAUCUGAAGUAAUUUAUUGUUUUUAGCGUUUUAUUCAAAUUGAUGCCUUCUAUUUUAACUGAUCCGGUCCUUUUGGGCACAAAGAGCAUGACUUUACCUUUUUAAAGAUAGUUAUGAGGGAUACUCUCAACUAAGGAAUAUCUUAUCACUUUUACAUCUUUUAAUCUACUUUAUAUAAACACUCAUAGACCUGUUUCAGAGAGAAGCAUAUCUAGAAACUAGAUUAAUUGGACAAAUUAUAGCUGUUGCACUGAAAUGGGUCAUACCUGUGAUUGACUGCGUUACAUUCCCCUUGUAGAGAAUAUGACUACGCUGGAGGCAGCAGCAUUGGACAGGCAGUUUUACAAAAACAGAUCACAAUAUCAAAUAUUAAAGUUUGGAAACGUGCAUUUUUAGUAACAUUUUUUUAAUUAACGGUACUCACCCUGCCCUGUUAAGGGUAAUUAUUUUUUACUUAUUAAUGUGAAUCAUUCAUUUCUAUCCUUGAACUAUCUGGAGGUGAUCCAGAGUGAUGUGAAGGUAGCAGAUGUUUUUAUUUUUCUGUCUAUGGUUAAUUUAAAUCUGACGCCACUGAAAAAUCAUUUAUUAUUGUGUGAAUAAUGUACAAAUACUGAAAGGAAAAGCAAACGUUUGGGGUUUGAAACUGAGCCAGUCUUGACCGAGACCAAGCGAGAGUCUGGACUGCUGAGGCAUCUGGGUUUGGACGGGCUUAGUAUCGGGAUGCUCUCUGCGUGUAUAUUGGUUUGUUAAUGGGAGAGCUGGGAGAGGCAGAACCAAUUAGAAAUACAUUGUUCUCAUUCAAUUCAUUGCUCGACAUACUGUCAGUUUAUGUAUUGAUGGGUAUUUUUUGCAGAAUCACAGGAAAGUAGAGUUUGUUAAUUUAAUGUAGGUCUUCUAAUGAUAGAUAUCCAUGUUGCUCUCACUGACUGAAAUUCAGUUUGUUUGAUUACAUUUGAAAUGGCUGAUAUCUCCUUUUUUUAACUUACAGUAGGUAAAUCUUUUUUUUUUUUUUUUUUUUCGAUGGGUUUCACUACAUUAUUCAUGCAGUGUUUCAAGUUUUUGUGUUUAUUCUUUCGUCUCGAGUUCUCUUUGGGGGAAUUUACUUGCAAAUAGGUCGGAGGGAAAGGGUCAAAGGUCCCGGGGUUAAGGGGUAGAGCUCAUACCAGACUGUAACUAGUGAAUUUGUACAACCAAAGAAGUCUAUUUUGUGGUUCAGGAAUAAUAAAUUUUACUUUUCAUUUAAGAAGCUGA